AUGUCGGGCGCUGUCAGAGCGCGGAGACCGGCCUCUCCCCCACCUGGUCUUCCCCAUGCCGCACCCCAAAGGUUUCCUCAUCCCCGCCAUGACCAUCUGGACGCUGACGCGCGAAAAGAGGCGGCAUCUAAGGGCUAUUUUCCUGGUCGCAAGACUCAUGCGUCGGGUGGCUUGAACAUUUCCCCUGCGGAGUGGAAACUGCUCGGACUCGUCGUCGUAAUAGCGCUGUGUGUACGAUUAUUUCGUAUAUCACAGCCUACCAGCGUUGUGUUCGACGAGGUUCAUUUCGGCAAGUUUGCAUCCAAAUACAUCAAGUCGCAGUACUUCGUCGAUGUGCACCCACCGCUGGCAAAGCUACUCAUCACACUGGCAGGGUUCAUGUUCGGCUACAGCGGGAACUUUGACUUCAAAGACAUAGGCAAGCCGUAUGAGGACGUCCCAUAUAUUGCCAUGAGGAUGCUUCCCGCUCUGCUAGGCGUUGCCACUGUACCCAUAUCCUAUCUAACCCUCCGUGCGCUUGACUGCCGUGCGACAACAGCUCUCCUGGCUUCGCUCUUCAUCACCUUCGAGAAUGGCUUGGUCACCCAGUCGCGACACAUCCUCCUCGACUCUCCCUUGGUAUUCUUUACUGCGCUCACGAUACUGCUCUGGACUGGCUUCUGCAAUGAGGACAAACAUGAGCCCUUCACUGAGACAUGGUGGACGUGGCUUAUUCUCUCUGGCCUUUCUCUCGGUGCAGUUGUAAGCUGUAAAUGGGUCGGCCUUUUCACCAUCGCAACUGUUGGCUUUAGCACCGUCAAACAGCUCUGGCUACUCUUGGGCGACUUACGUGUCACACCACGAAUGUUUAUGCGUCAUUUCAUCGCGCGCGCAAUGUGUCUGAUCGCGAUUCCUUUACUGUUCUAUAUGUUCAUGUUUUGGAUACACUUCUUGAUUCUGCAGAAUCCAGGGGAUGGAGACGGAUUCAUGAGCUCUGAAUUCCAGCAUACUCUCAACGGUCGCGGUAUGGCGGAUACCUUCGCUGACGUGGCCAUCGGGUCUGAGGUAGCUAUCCGGCAUGUGAAUACGCAAGGUGGCUACCUCCACUCACAUGCGCAUACUUACCCGGGAGGAAGCAAACAGCAGCAGAUCACCCUCUAUCCUCACCGUGACGAGAAUAAUAAUUGGCGAAUCAUUAAUGCGACCAGGGAGGGCAAUCCAGACAGUGACUGGGAGUUGCAUCCCCUCACCUACGUUGAGCCAGGUAUGCACAUCAAGUUAAGGCAUCUUGUGACAGAGAAAUACCUCCACUCGCAUGAUCAGCGCCCGCCCGUCUCAGAAGUAGACUUCCAGAAUGAGGUAUCUGGCUACGGUAUGCCCGGCUUUGCUGGUGACGCGAAUGAUGACUGGAUUGUGGAAAUCGAGAAGGGUGACAAACGUGAUCGGCUAUCUGGCAAACGUUUGAGGACUCUUCGUACGCAUUUCCGGCUCAGGCAUGCCAUGACGGGCUGCUAUCUAUUCUCGCACAAAGUUAAACUACCGGAGUGGGGUUUUGACCAGCAAGAGGUAACGUGCAACAAGCAAGCGGUGAAGGCGAACUCGUUGUGGUAUAUCGAGACCGCAACGCACUCAAUGCUGCCCCCCAGCGCGCCGAAGGUCAAUUACAAGCUCCCCGGAUUUUUGUCGAAGUUUAUGGAGCUUCAACAAGUAAUGUGGAGGACGAAUGCUGGACUUACCGACAGGCACACGUUUGACUCCCGUCCCGACUCGUGGCCUUGGCUUCGUCGAGGAAUUAACUUCUGGGUGAAAGAUCAUCGCCAAAUUUAUCUUCUGGGGAACCCCUUGGUGUGGUGGUUGAGCACUUCCGCCCUCUUUGCUUAUGUUAUAGUGCGCGGACUAUUGAUCCUUCGAGCUAAACGCGGCUUCAGGGAUUUUGAAAAUACGAAGGUCGUGAAAUACGAUACACUCUGUGGAUUCCUCUUCGUUGGAUGGUGUUUGCACUACCUCCCUUUCUAUUUGAUGGGUCGACAACUCUUCCUCCACCACUACUUUCCUGCUUUGUACUUUGCCAUCCUCCUGUCUUGCGCAGUAUUCGAUCUUGUGACAUCAAAUCUCAAGCCGAGAGUGCGUCUGCAAAUCGCUGGCGUUCUUCUCAUCCUUGCACUCUGGAAUUUCAUAUAUUUGAGUCCUAUCGCUUAUGGAGGCACAUGGACGCGAAAUAGUUGUGACAAUGCCAGAUGGUUAAAAACUUGGGACUUCGCAUGCGGAGAGUUCCCCGAGAGCUACUCGCAAUACGACACUACCGUAGCUGCGGCGACACCAGAAAUGUCCGCCGCAAUACCCAGAGUACAUCAUAUAGCGGAUGAUCUGAAGGACCAUCCUGUAGUCCUAGACGAUCACGCAGAAGCGAUCAAUGCUCCUGUCCCGAACCCUGGUGCUGAAACUUCCGUUGACGUCGGGCAAGCGGAACCCGGGCGGGACAUUUUCGCUGGCAUUCCUCAUGAAGAUCUCAAGAGCAAGGCAAUAGAACCGUCAGAAGAAAUUCCGUUCGAAAAAGAGGUCAGCAAAGUGGAUAUGCAGACUACCUCGACGGCGACUUCAACUUUGGCUUCGGAAGUCAACAUUCUGGAAAGUACCACCAGUACUGUAGCUGAUGGGCAACAGACACAGACAGCGAAGACGACGCAGGAAACGCAAUCAGUUGAUGUGGAGGCGGAAAGUGUGUCCCAUGAGAUGGGGAAGGAGGACACGGUAAAAACACAGGGCGCGCAACCUGAGUAUGAGGCCGAGGCCGAACGGGCGAGGCAGGAGUUGUUCCCCGGCGUAGAUGUUGACUGA
This is a messenger RNA of Fibroporia radiculosa, 2817 nucleotides long. RefSeq lists its product as uncharacterized. Gene Ontology annotation, molecular function: dolichyl-phosphate-mannose-protein mannosyltransferase activity. NCBI's taxonomy places the organism in Eukaryota, Fungi, Basidiomycota, Agaricomycetes, Polyporales, Fibroporiaceae. Bases 1 to 2817 code for a protein of 938 amino acids. The transcript is spliced from 10 exons. Gene Ontology annotation, biological process: protein O-linked glycosylation via mannose. Gene Ontology annotation, cellular component: endoplasmic reticulum; membrane. The record is from RefSeq and is a predicted model, not a curated record.